Messenger RNA from Oryza sativa Japonica Group (Japanese rice), 730 nucleotides. RefSeq lists its product as uncharacterized. Lineage: Eukaryota; Viridiplantae; Streptophyta; Magnoliopsida; Poales; Poaceae. The record is from RefSeq and is a predicted model, not a curated record.
UCACAAUCCAAGUAGCCUUCCUCCUCUUCUUCCUCCUCUCGCGACGGCAACAAACGAUUCACUUCCCCAUUAUUUUUCCUUACGCUCUCCGCCUCUCCGCCAAACACGCCCAAAAUCGUCCUGCUCCUCCUCCGCUCCAUCUACUGGAUCCGCGCGACCGGCGAUCUCCCCCGAACCUCGACUGAUCUACUGCCUUUGACCGAUGGCAUCGCCUGCAGCGCCAACAGCAACGGAGUUCACUCAGGAAGCUGCUCGUCAGUCUCUCAUUGAGAUCUCUCAGUCCCUCCCGGAGAAACCUUCAGCCCAGAACCUGGAGGUGAAGUCACCGAGCCCACGUGCAGCAAACGAAGAUCAUGAAGAUGGAGCAGAGAAAUACAGAUCAAAGCUGAUCUCAAUCUCCUACCUUUCUCCGGAUGCCCAACCGACGCCGUGCCCUCCCAAGAAUGUCCUCACUUAACUGUGACGAUGCUCCUACUCGUGCGUGUGUGGCACAGUAUAUCAGUGUUAUACCUCACUUUUAGCUGGAAAGAUGGAAAUGGAAUACUUUUGGGUGCUUAUGUUUCUAACCCUAAGAAACAUUCAGGGGGAAAAAAAAGAACAGAUAGUUGUACAGAUGACUUUGUGACGAAGAACUAUUUACCAGGAACAGGCUUGCUUAAUCCUUGCAUGUUAUUUUGUUGUUGCAUAAGCUUAGUUGUUUCCUUAUAAUGUAUGGUUAUUCGAAGUGCUA